AUGGAAACAAAUAAUGAAAUUUCCACAAUUUUAGAUUUAUUCCCAAAUUUAACAAUUAAACAAGCAACAGAUUGUUUAAAAACUUGUAAUAAUAAUAUUGAACAAACAAUUAAUUAUUUAGUAGAGAAUAUUGAUAUUGUUACAUCAGUAAAUACAAAAGUUGGUAGUGGUAAUAUUAAAAGUACUGAUGAUAUAAUUAAUAAUUCAACAACCACAACAACAACAUUUAAAACUGAAGAAGAUAUUGAAAAUGAAAGAUUAUUUAAAGAAUUUAUGGAAAAUGAAUUAAAACAAUCAGAAAUUAAAAAUUCAAGUAAAACUCAUUUAUGUAUGGUUUGUUAUUGUGAAUUGCCAAUAACCGAUUUUUAUAUCCUAGAUGAAUGUAAUCAUAAAUAUUGUAAUCUCUGUUUAAACACACAUUAUACAAUGCAAGUACGUAGUGGAUACAGUGACCUAAAAUGCCCAAUGCCAACAUGCAGAUACAAACCGACCUAUGAAGAAGUCCAACAUAUUCUAUCAAAAGAUUAUUUUGAAAAGUAUGAUAAAAUCUUAGUAAAUGUUCAUUUAAAUAAAGAUAAAAACAUUCGUUAUUGUCCAGAAAUCGAUUGCGGUGCUGCAAUUAUCAUGCCAUCAGAUAAUAAUAAUUCAACAACUCAAUCUGUAGAAUGCUCAAAUCAAGAAUGUAAAUCAUCAUAUUGUUUAAAUUGCAGAGAGCCAUCGCAUAGCGGUCUCACCUGUGAGCAAUAUGAAACUGCCAAAUUAGAAUUAGCAGAGUUAAUGGAAAUUGAAGAAAAUCAAAUGACCUUCAAGCAAAGAUUAAUGGAGUUAUUCAGUCAAGGUGAUGCAAAUUCCAUACUCUAUGAUAAAACUCCACCAAAAAGAGUAAGAAAUAGACUUUUCUUUCUCGCCAAAAAAUGGGGUAGAUAUGUCAAUACCGAUAGAAUUCACGAAUUACAAGUAUCAGCAUCAACUUUAAAAUGGGUUCUUGAAAAUACAAAAAUAUGUCCAACUUGUAAAAUUAUUAUUGAAAAAAUUGAUGGUUGUAAUAGUAUGGAUUGUGUUUGUGGUACAAACUUUUGUUUUGGUUGUGGUGUUAAAAGAACUGAACAUACUGCCAAAAGAUUCCCAUGUUAUGAUCCAUAUUAUUAUGAUUCUUAUUAA
Messenger RNA from Dictyostelium discoideum AX4, 1161 nucleotides. RefSeq lists its product as hypothetical. The record is from RefSeq and is a predicted model, not a curated record. The transcript has a single exon. Lineage: Eukaryota; Evosea; Eumycetozoa; Dictyosteliales; Dictyosteliaceae. The coding region runs from base 1 to 1161 and encodes 386 amino acids. Gene Ontology annotation, biological process: protein ubiquitination. Gene Ontology annotation, molecular function: ubiquitin binding; ubiquitin-protein transferase activity; ubiquitin protein ligase activity.